UAAGCGUGAGGGACUUUGUUUAGACGAGCGUGGGAAAGGGUGGGGAGAGUGGAUUGGUCCGAGGACGGGAUUCGCUCUAAUCGACCACUGCUGCUACCUCCCGCCGUCUACACCCCUUCCCCUCCUUCCUCCACAUUCCUCGCCAUGAAGGCCCUCAGGAAGUCCCUCACUUCAAAGGAUGUACACCACCCACAAAUAUCCACCCCACUCCCUGCAAUCUCAAAACCGCCACAAGCAAUCGUACCCCCACAGAAGGUCAUCAGAUCUCUCGCCUCAUACAGAUCCAAGGCUCCCCAGGAGCUCUCCUUCCAGAAAGGCGACUUCUUCUACGUCGUCCGCGACGUCUCAGCACAAGGAGAAUGGUUCGAGGCUCACAAUCCUUUGACCGGGGCCCGCGGGCUCGUGCCAAAGUCCCUGUUCGAAGAGUUGCACAAGGGUCCUGCUCCUACACCAAAGACAUCACCAGUCCCUACCCCACUCACACCAGUCUCACCACGAACGCCAGGCUCUCGCGCACCCAAGACACAAGCCUUCUACGCCAUCGUCCUCCACGACUUCAUCGCCGAACGGACAGACGAACUCGACGCCAAAGCCGGCGACUCCAUCUCCGUCGUCGCGCAAUCCAAUCGGGAAUGGUUCGUCGCGAAACCGAUCGGGAAGCUCGGGAAACCGGGUCUGAUCCCGGUGACGUUCGUGGAGGUGCGAGAUCCAGUGACGAACCAGCCAGUGAAGGAUAUCAACCAGUUGAUGGACAGCGGCAGCUUGCCGAGGGUGGAGGAGUGGAAGAAACAGAUUAUUAACUACAAGGCGACGUCGAUCGCGCUCGGCACGCUGGACGAUAUGCCGGGAUAUUCGUCGAGUCCGUUUAUGACUUCGGCACCGGUGCCGGAGAUGCCAGAACCUGCACAGGAGGAAGAGACGACGCCAUCGCCUGUGGACGAACGACGAUCGACUCCUUCUUCCUCUUCGGGCAUCCUACCUGAAGGUCUCCUCCUCACCGCCGACGUCCCAUCUUUCCACCUCGAGAUGGACGAUUAUUGGUUCCGGAUCCACGCCACUUAUCAACCGUACGGUCCAGCCGGUUCCAGCGACCUUCCCAAAGCGAUGGACCUCGUCAUCUUCAGGACCUACCAAGAAUUCUACGAGUUCCAGAAAUCACUCAUCGCCUCCUUCCCCCGCGAAUCUGGUGAGAUCCCAGAAGCACCACGCAUACUGCCGUUCAUGCCCGGCCCGUCGAACAACGUCGACGAUCAGUUGUCGAAGAUGAGACAGGAAGAGCUCCGGGAGUACAUGCAGAAGUUCUCUGCGUUGAGCCGGUCAACGGCGCGGUACAUGGUCGAACACCAUCUGACGAGACAGUUCUUCGCUCUGAAGCCGGGAGACGUCGAGAAUGAGGUGGAGCCGCAAUUUGUGAGGAUGGAACAGGCGGGGUGGUAUGAUCCUGUGGAGGAGCCGGAGAUCAUACUUCCUGCGCAAGCAGAGGCGGUGCUAGAGGAGACUCUGGCGCAGAUGAAGGUAUCACGACCGUAUGCCGAUAGCGAGGGCUCGGAUUAUGGAGACGAUGAUGCGCAUAUCCAGGAUCCUCCACCCGAACUACGACAGGACCCGUCGAAACUUCCUUACAAUGGCAACGGCAACGGCAAGCUCGUGACGGAGCAGUACCAGAGCAGUCUGCGAUCCCGUUCCUCUGGCUCUUCGUCCUCGCGAUGGCCCGAACAAUCCCACUCCUCACACAACACACAAGCUACUUCCCCCGUCUCCGUCGCGCCCUCCCAACCCCGCUCAUCCAUGACCGACGCCUCCUCCCGCUCGCGCUCCCAAUCCCUCGCCUCGUCCGCCCAUCCCACCUCCAUGCACGCGAACCACGCGCACGCCCACACGCCCUCCAUCUCGAUGACGAACCCGCAGACGGCGUUCAUCAAGAUCAAGAUCUUCGACAGGGUGACGGACGAUCUGAUCGCGAUCCGCGUCCAUCCGAAGGUGACGCACGAGCAGUUGAUGGACAAGGUGCAGACGCGGUUGGGGGGCAAGGUCGAGAAGCUGAGUUAUAGGGAGAGCUUAGGCAACCGAGGGGAGGACUUCGUGCCCUUGGCGCAGGACGGGGAUUUGAGGCAUUGGUUGGAGAACACGGAGAAGCAUGUGUUGUAUGCUGAUUGAGUCGGGUGGUGAAGUGGUGUGAUGCUGUGGUAUGACACGAUUACGAUUGUGGCGGAUCGGACGGAUUCUGGAUUCGUGUUUCUCUUUUUUCGUUCUGUAUGGACUAGGCUGGCCCUUUGUCUUUGCGUUGCCCCUUUGUCUUUGCGUUGCGCCCCACUUCUUAGCCUCCACCUUUUUUUUUCGCCGCACGACAAUAUGGGCCGAUCUGUUUUCUUCGUUCGUUUUGCUAAUUUUCGUCUUUUCGUUCGUUUUCUUCGCUUUGACCUCUCACGAUUUGUGUGUGUUUUCCCCCUCUCACCAUUCUGUGUUCCUCCCUCGAGCUCUCUAGUAUACAUACUCUCAUCCGUAUCCACAUGUCAACUUCUUCUCGAUUUAUUCUCCCACACGGGUAUUUUGUUCUUGUCACGAUGUCAUGUCGAUGUCGACGAUCUCACUCUGACGAUCUGUUUUCCCAUUUUCCUAUUUUCCCUUCACACUUUCGAUGAUGUUUUUUCUAGUCUCUCUGUCUCUGUUUCUGUUUCUGUUUCUGUUUCUGUUUCUUCUCGAGUCUCUAACCUGAUCACUACUCCGACUUACUCCUUACUUAUACUCCUGUAGCCGUGGCGGCAUUGACAUUGACGGUGUUGUGCCAUUACUCCAUUAACUUGUUACAUUUUCGACUUGCGAAUGAGGAUAGAUUCAGACGCAGAACUUCCCUGUUGCUUGUUUUGAGGCUCUGCGCGGGCUUCGCUUUUCCAGCUGAGCUGGUUUCUCCGUGGGAAGUUCCUCGGGAGCCUGAGGCUUCACAACAUUCGUUUUUUUGUCUAUUUUCCUUUCUCAUGUUCUUGUUCAUGAUGAUGAUGAUGAUUGCUACUUUCCUCAUGGUGCUCGCUCACCUACGUCCUUCCACGCUGGCAUUUCUUUAUUCACUUAUUGCGCCUUACAUCUACACUUUAUAAGUUAUGUUUUUUCCUCCUCAGGAAAUUAGUUCUCUAUUCAGUCAACUACCAUUACUAGACGCCCUUAUGUUCCAUACGAGUCUAUGCACGUAUAUAUAUCUGUUCGCC
Stereum hirsutum FP-91666 SS1 is the source of this 3203-nucleotide messenger RNA. RefSeq lists its product as uncharacterized. Gene Ontology annotation, biological process: conjugation with cellular fusion. The transcript has 2 exons. NCBI's taxonomy places the organism in Eukaryota, Fungi, Basidiomycota, Agaricomycetes, Russulales, Stereaceae. Gene Ontology annotation, molecular function: protein binding; phosphatidylinositol binding. The record is from RefSeq and is a predicted model, not a curated record. The coding region runs from base 145 to 2157 and encodes 670 amino acids. Gene Ontology annotation, cellular component: mating projection tip.